Triplophysa rosa is the source of this 1486-nucleotide messenger RNA. RefSeq names its product succinate dehydrogenase complex, subunit D, integral membrane protein b (gene sdhdb). NCBI's taxonomy places the organism in Eukaryota, Metazoa, Chordata, Actinopteri, Cypriniformes, Nemacheilidae. Gene Ontology annotation, molecular function: heme binding; ubiquinone binding. Gene Ontology annotation, cellular component: membrane; mitochondrial envelope. Gene Ontology annotation, biological process: tricarboxylic acid cycle; mitochondrial electron transport, succinate to ubiquinone. The transcript is spliced from 4 exons. Bases 87 to 560 code for a protein of 157 amino acids. The record is from RefSeq and is a predicted model, not a curated record.
AUGAAGUUUAUUUGAUAACACCGGUCACUGUCAACGUAGUAGUACAUCCGGGUAAUUCGAGUGACCUUGGUCCGCUUGAGAAAAUCAUGGCGGCUCUUGUAAGGAUAAGUGCUGUUUGCCACAGAGGUGUCAGGCCUCUGUUAUUUCGCUCUUCAUUGCUCAUCAGACCUGUGGCUGCACAGAAGGAUCGCGACUGUCCAUACCUAAUCUCAGCAAAGAUACAUGCAACACCCUCUAACUAUGCUGGUUCUGGGUCCAAAGCUGCUUCCUUGCACUGGACAGGAGAGCGUGUCCUGAGUGCAGUUCUUCUGGGCAUGAUGCCCUUUGCCUACUGUUACCCAGGCCCGGCUAUUGACUACUCCUUAGCAGCCGCACUCACUCUGCAUGGUCACUGGGGACUUGGCCAAGUUUUGACCGACUACGUUCAUGGAGACUUUAAAGUCAAGAUGGCUAGUGCAGGUCUCUUCGUUCUCUCGACUGUCACAUUUGCCGGCCUUUGCUACUUCAACUACCACGAUGUAGGAAUUUGUAAAGCUGUGGCCCUCUUGUGGAGUAAAUAAGUGGACUAAGAUGGGCAGGGGGUGGUUUGGGAUCCGCUUUCAACAUCAACAGACUUGCAUUCAAUUGUAUACAUUUGUGAGAUUAUAUGUAAAUUCUAUAAAUAUAUCAUUUUUGACCGCAUACAAUGUCGAUUCACAAGCGUUUAAAUUGUAAAUGGUGUCAGUUUGUUCAGAACAUAUGUUUCGCUUUUGCCUAAUAUGGAAGUUUCUGUAUAAAAUCAGUGUUGAAAAUGCAUUCAACUAAACAGAUUAUUGGGUUAAAAGACAUUGUCGCUUCUUACAAGCUAAAAAAAAUCUAUACAACAAGGAAGACUAACUGCAUUGAGUUUUUACGAAAACAAGAUAAUAAAAGGUUUGUCUGCAAGUAUCUGUACCAGCAGCAUCAUUAUCAGAAUGCUGUUUAUGUUGCAAUGUCAUCGUGGAAAAUGCAGAAUUAUACCAGUUUAUAUAACAAUGCUUUAUAUCAAAAACACAUUGCCAUACAUUGAUGUUAUAUAGACCUUACAUGCGUAUACCCCAGGUAUUAAACAUCAUGUACAAAUCUUCUAAGACUAUUCAUAACAUCUUGAGAAUUGUAAGAUUAACAGUAUUUCAGCUUGAUGACACAAUAUCUUUGCAUGGUAACAUUUUGCUUACGUAAUCAUUUAUUGCUGGUAAUCUGAGCAUAAAUAACAAGUUUAUUUAAAUUGCUUGGGUCGUCGCUUGAAAAGCAGGCUUGCUACACUGUUAUUACAGAACUGUCAGCUUGUAUGUCACAAGUCUAAAAUUGAGUCUAUAAACUGUAAAAAUCAUUUUGGAGUAAUUUUUAAUUGAUUCUUAAGGUGAUGAAAUUUCAAACAGAAUGCAAGUAUUGUUUUUAUAUUUUAUGACUCGAGCAAGACUUUGCACUGGCUAUUGAGCUCUGUGUAAUAAAUGUGUUAACAGUU